UCUUUCAACAUUAUAUGGUCACCAACCAGUAACGUAUCAGUAUCACAACCUUACUCUCGCAAACCCUCAAAACCCUAAUUAACCCCUCCUUCUUCCCCACCGCCGCUACCAUGGCGGAGCUCAAACUCUCCGAGAGCCGGGACCUUACCCGUAUCGAACGAGUGGGCGCGCACUCCCACAUUCGCGGUCUCGGCCUCGACUCCUCCCUCGAGCCACGCGCUGUCUCCGAGGGCAUGGUUGGUCAGACCGCCGCGCGCAAGGCGGCCGGCGUCAUCCUACGCAUGAUUAAAGAUGGAAAGAUUGCCGGCCGCGCGGUUCUACUCGCCGGCCAGCCCGGCACCGGCAAGACCGCCAUCGCCAUGGGCAUGGCCAAGUCCCUCGGCCUCGAAACCCCCUUUGCCAUGAUCGCAGCCAGUGAAAUCUUCUCCCUCGAGAUGUCCAAGACUGAGGCGCUCACCCAGGCCUUCCGUAAGGCCAUCGGCGUGCGCAUCAAGGAGGAGACCGAGGUUAUCGAGGGCGAGGUCGUCGAGGUCCAUAUCGACCGCCCCGCAGCUGCCGGCGCCGCCUCCAAGACCGGGAAACUCACGCUGAAAACCACCGAAAUGGAGACCGUUUACGACCUCGGCGCGAAGAUGAUUGAGGCGCUGGGGAAGGAGAAGGUGACCAGUGGCGAUGUUAUUGCGAUUGAUAAGGCCACCGGGAAGAUUACCAAGCUCGGGAGGUCCUUUUCUAGGUCAAGGGACUUCGACGCUAUGGGGCCGCAGGUGAAGUUCGUGCAGUGCCCUGAUGGGGAGUUGCAGAAGAGAAAGGAGGUCGUGCAUUGCGUCACCCUUCAUGAGAUUGAUGUUAUCAAUAGCAGAACACAGGGAUUUCUGGCACUCUUCACUGGUGAUACAGGUGAAAUUCGUGCAGAAGUCAGAGAGCAAAUUGACACUAAAGUGGCAGAGUGGAGAGAAGAAGGAAAAGCAGAGAUUGUCCCUGGUGUUCUUUUCAUUGACGAGGUGCACAUGCUUGACAUAGAAUGUUUUUCAUUCCUGAAUCGGGCUCUAGAGAAUGAAAUGGCUCCCAUAUUAGUUGUUGCUACCAACAGAGGCAUCACAACUAUUCGAGGCACUAAUUACAAAUCCCCUCAUGGGAUUCCCAUUGAUCUGCUGGAUCGACUACUCAUCAUCUCUACUCAACCUUACACAGAGGAUGAAAUUCACAAGAUUCUGGAAAUCAGAUGCCAAGAGGAAGAAGUAGAAAUGACUGAAAGUGCAAAGCAUUUGUUAACCAAAAUAGGUGUAGAAACAUCCUUGAGAUAUGCUAUUCAUCUAAUCACAGCAGCUGCAUUGGCAUGCCAAAAGCGAAAGGGAAAGGCAGUGGACUUGGAAGAUAUAAAUCGGGUUUACAAUCUGUUUUUGGAUGUGAAAAGAUCAACUCAGUACCUAAUGGAGUAUCAAAGUCAGUACAUGUUCAGUGAUACAGGAGAAGCUGAUGAAGAUGAAACCAAUGCCAUGGUCUCUUAGUUAUACAAACAUCAGCUAGAGAGUUUGUAAGUACCUGGUUAGUCUUUCUACAAGUUGCAGCAAUUUGUUCUAUGAAAUCUGCUCAUGAGUUUGCAACUUAUAUAUUUUGAACACUAGAAGCUGUACCGAAUUUCUGUUACUAAUGAGCAUUCCAUCCUUAUAUUUUUGCUGUA
Vigna angularis (adzuki bean) is the source of this 1681-nucleotide messenger RNA. RefSeq lists its product as uncharacterized. Gene Ontology annotation, biological process: box C/D snoRNP assembly; regulation of transcription by RNA polymerase II; chromatin remodeling. Lineage: Eukaryota; Viridiplantae; Streptophyta; Magnoliopsida; Fabales; Fabaceae. The record is from RefSeq and is a predicted model, not a curated record. The transcript is spliced from 2 exons. Bases 111 to 1508 code for a protein of 465 amino acids. Gene Ontology annotation, molecular function: DNA helicase activity; ATP hydrolysis activity; ATP binding. Gene Ontology annotation, cellular component: R2TP complex; Swr1 complex; Ino80 complex.